ACCUUGAAUAUGAUUAGUCUGACACGAAGAGUAAGCCUGUAUAAGAACGCCAUUGGGCCCCCGGCCUAUGUAUUAACAGCCUUUCACCUGAGAGAACCCGAUUAACUGUAGAUUGCACGAUCCGACCACCAGACCCAGAUCUUCCUCCUGCUUCCUUUCCGUGAUCACUUUGCCGCUUCCUUUCCACCGAGACAAAUAAACCCUAACGUUAAACCCCUGUGCAGCUUUCUCCACAGAAUGCCCUAAUACACCUCCCCAGUUUCCCCCUGACUAUCCUGCAACUUUCGAAGUCGCGGCUUUACCAGAUUUCUACAACUGCCAGAAGGGUUGCUUUGCUUCUCUACCCUGACGCCCUGAUAAUUUCUUACUCAUGAAGGGCAAAGCUCCGGCGAAGCGAGGCCCGGGAGGUCCAAACAAGUCCAAGAGCAAUGGCGAUUCAUUUUUCAAGCCCGAUACGAAGAGGCGGCGGAAGGGGGGUUUCCGCGAUGAUGAUAUUGAGUCAGGGGAGUCAGACCAGGAGAAUGGGUACCCUGGCUCGGACGCGAGCUCCGGACACGGCGAUGAGGAUGAAGAGAUUGAUGAAUACGCCGAUGAGACAGCCGCCGAGAAGAAGGUAAGGCUUGGGAAAGAGGCUCUGCAAAAUCUUAUGGCUAUUGAGAAGAAGAGGGCAGAGGAGGACGAUGGGGAAGUGGAAGAAGGGAAAGGGUAUGAGAAGGAAGGCGAGAGAGAUUCCUUAGUUGCUAGGAAGUUGAUGAAGGAACAGUUGGAGGAGAGUGGGCGCUUGAGGAGGGAUGUUGCUUCUAGGGUUCAGAAGCCUGAAACUGGUGAUGGAUUCCGGUACCUAGUGAAGCACACACAUCCUGUCACUGCAGUGUGCCUAUCAGAUGAUGAAUUGAGGGGCUUUUCUGCUUCCAAAGAUGGUUCAAUCGUUAGUUGGGAUAUAGAGAGUGGGAAAAGAGAAAGAUACAAAUGGCCAACUGACAAAAUUUUGAAGUCCCAUGGAGCCAAGGAUCCAGAAGGUCGAGCUACAAAACAUAGUAAAAGUGUUUUGGCUUUAGCUGUUAGCCCAGAUGGCCGGUAUUUGGCUAGUGGAGGGUCAGAUCGGCACAUUCACUUAUGGGACACUCGGGCACGUGAACAUGUUCAGGCUUUCCCAGGCCACAGAGGAGCUGUGUCAUGUCUAGCAUUUAGGCAUGGGACUUCAGAACUCUUUUCUGGUUCAUUUGAUAGAUCGAUCAAGAUAUGGAAUGUUGCAGACAGGACUUACAUAAGCACAUUAUUUGGUCAUCAAAGUGACGUUUUAAAUGUUGAUUGCCUACGGAAAGAAAGGGUAUUGGCUGUUGGACGUGAUCGUACUAUGCAGUUUUUUAAGGUCCCUGAGGAGUCCCGAGUAAUUUUUCGUUCUUCUACCUCGGCUUUAGAGAGCUGUUGUUUAAUUGAUUAUGAGGAUUUCUUCUCUGGCUCGGAUGAUGGGAGUGUUGAGCUGCGGACUGUACAAAGGAAGAAGCCCGUGGACUGUAUCAGGGACGCUCAUGCUUUGCCAUCUGACAUCAGGGAUGAAGAAAAGGACAACCGGAAACCCUCUAAUGCAUAUUCCUGGGUAAGCUCAGUUGCUGCAUGCAGAGGAAGCGACUUGGCAGCAUCAGGAGCUGGCAAUGGUUCAGUCCGUUUAUGGGCUAUUGAUAGUUCUCCUAAAGUCAUCCGACCCUUGUUUGAUCUUCCUCUGGUUGGCUUUGUAAACUCCAUGGCUUUUGCAAAAUCUGGAAAGUUCCUCGUUGUUGGCAUUGGCAAGGAACCUCGUCUGGGAAGAUGGGGGAAGAUUUCUGAUGCUCAAAAUGGAGUUGCGAUUCACCGAUUAAAGCUUUCGGAGGAGGAUGUAUCUAAAUUUUGACUGAGCAACUUCAGAUCCCUCUCUGUACUACUCAGGUUUACAUAGACAGAUGAGAGAUCCUGAUCAAUUUUGUCCUGGCUCAAUACGAUCCAUUAAGUUAAUUGAUCUUUUCUCCCCUCAUGUUUCUGCUACUCAGUUCAGGUCUUGUCCCCCUUCUGAGUGAAUGCUACGCAAUUCUUGUAUGGUUAGUACAAAAAGGGAGACAGUAAUUGGUAUCUGCACUGCAAAUGGGAUCUGGAAAACAGU
Molecule: messenger RNA, 2137 nt
Organism: Linum trigynum
Lineage: Eukaryota; Viridiplantae; Streptophyta; Magnoliopsida; Malpighiales; Linaceae
Source: the annotation of a GenBank genome assembly